AUGGGAGUCAACACGAUCGUCUUUUGCUACCGCGCUCAGGCUGUUCUUGCCGUCUUUCUGUUAUGGGGUAUAUUUCUCCUCAACGGCACGCUUAAAGCACUCCUGCUAGCUGCGUGGCACGGCAAGUUAAGCGACGAUGUGCCCCUGAAGAAUGACUACACAGGGGUCUUCGUCGUCGAUUACCUUCUUGCUCUUCUUGUUGCUUUCUUCUACUACGCCACGAACGGCUCCGACGAAGGGUAUCAGCUCCUGGUAUUCGAGGGCUAUUCCACCUUGCAGUCUGCCUUCGUUUGGCUGUACGUGGAGAUGGCCCGACCCGGCCAAAAGCCAGGGUCCAUUGAACGACCACUUAUCUUCGGGAUACUAUGGCAGUGCGCCGGCGCCGGCAUAGCACUACCGCUCUACUAUGCCCAUCAUAUCCUUUGGAUCGACAGCAGCGACAUCUUGCGGGUCCGCAACGUCGAUGCCGCCCGGGCAUUACCGUUCAGUUUUCUGCUAGGGGCAAUCUUUCCGGCUGUCUUGGGCAGUGCGCCGACGUGGAACGGGCCUGAUUCCCGCACACCCGAAGUCCACCAAAAACUCCUCGCUGCCUGGCAGCCGGAUCCUAUCUGGGUCUCAUUGAUCCAGUAUGUUUUAACAAAAAGCUCUGCAGGAUUGCGCAGCCGAGGCGAAGUCCACCCUAAUGCUCAGUUGUGGAUUCGGACGGCAUACUUGGUGUCGGCUGCAUCUUCCGCACUCGGCCAUAUCUAUACCAUGGGAAGGAUUUUCCUUAGUACCGACGAGGGAACGAACUUGGUACGUAUGUGCUUACCAUUCCCGUUCACUGGUCCUUCCGGGGUCCCCGAUAUCCUGGCACGCGGGCCCUGGCUAUAUCUGCAAUACGACAUUCUCAGCUUCGACGCCGCCAGCCUAUCGUGGGCGUUCAUUUUGUUGACGAGGAUGCCCAACGGUCCGCGGAUCUCGAAACUUGCUCUAGCAGUUCUGUUGCUGGCUGGCUUUGUUACGAUUGGCUCGGGCGCUACUGUAUCCCUGGCUCUGUAUGUCCGGGAAGGUAUGCUGCCCGAGAAGGCGAAAGAUGAGCGGUAG
This is a messenger RNA of Anthostomella pinea, 1086 nucleotides long. The record is from the annotation of a GenBank genome assembly. NCBI's taxonomy places the organism in Eukaryota, Fungi, Ascomycota, Sordariomycetes, Xylariales, Xylariaceae.